Molecule: messenger RNA, 642 nt
Organism: Medicago truncatula (barrel medic)
Lineage: Eukaryota; Viridiplantae; Streptophyta; Magnoliopsida; Fabales; Fabaceae
Product: cysteine proteinase inhibitor 3
Exons: 2
Coding region: 140-451 (103 amino acids)
Molecular function (GO): cysteine-type endopeptidase inhibitor activity
Source: RefSeq, a predicted model, not a curated record
GAUAAACAACUCCUAUUUAAGAAACCAAACCAAGCAUUCUAAAAGCACUAAAAAAGAGCAACAAAGUAAAACUAAGCUACAAAUCUCAAACCCUAAAAUAACACACGAUUCGUUUUUGUUUCAAGCAAUAGUAGUGAAUAUGAAGAAGAUGAAGUUUCAUGCGAUCUUUGUUACCGUUUUGCUCUUACUUUUUGGUCUCUUUGAGUUGGGUAUGUGCAUGAGUUUUGGACGUAAAAUCAUGAGAGCAAGCAAGGAAAUUCCAGUCGAUUCUCCUGAAAUCCAAAGGUUCGCUGUUUCCGCCGUUGAACAACACAACAUCCAAAAGAAUGACGUUCUUGAAUUUGUAAAGGUAUUGAAAGCCAAAGAACAGGUUGCAGCAGCUAGAAUAUAUCAUAUUACCCCGGAAAGAGGAAGAUAUAUGAAGCCAAAAUAUGGGUGCGUCCAUGGAUGAAUGUAAACAUGACGCAGGUGCAAGAAUUCAAACUUGCUCAUGACUUCUGUCAAGAUGAUUUACUAGUAGACAAUAUGUAAUUGGCUAAGAUAUUUUAGUCUUUUCCAGUACCUAGUACUCUAUUGUAACUCUUACUUUGAGGAAUUUGUCAUUCUAAUGAAACCCUAGUCGUAUUUGUAUUUGUUGUUCUA